Molecule: messenger RNA, 4030 nt
Organism: Aphis gossypii (cotton aphid)
Lineage: Eukaryota; Metazoa; Arthropoda; Insecta; Hemiptera; Aphididae
Product: A disintegrin and metalloproteinase with thrombospondin motifs adt-1-like
Exons: 19
Coding region: 780-3194 (804 amino acids)
Biological process (GO): proteolysis; extracellular matrix organization
Cellular component (GO): extracellular matrix
Molecular function (GO): metalloendopeptidase activity
Source: RefSeq, a predicted model, not a curated record
UCUUAAUUUAUUCAGAUUUUGAUUUUUAAAUAUAUUAAAAAUAUUGAACUACUUAGGAGUAUUCUGUGGUGAUAUGAUUUUUUACUUUUUAAAUGAGAAUCACCUUAUCCCCUUUCUACUGUAAAUUAUUAAGCGGGUAUUUUUUCUGAAUUUUUUAUGUAUCUAAUUCGAAAUUCAAACGAGUCGUUUUGCAGUACUCUGAAGUAAAAUAUUGGUUAUGCGAAUAUUUUUAAAUUACCAUAGCCCCCACAUCUUUCAAAUCUAACCAUCACGGUUCUUCUAUUUUUAUUACACCAAGUUAAAUAACUAAAUAUCUAACCUAAGUCAGUGUUCAUAGUGUUUAUCAACUAAAUAAUUUAAAAUAGAAAAAGGCAGUUCUUAUAUGAAAAAAAAACAUCGAAAAAAAAUAAUUUCCACAACAAGACACUCUUUAAGUAUUAGGAUUACAAAAAAUGUCAAGGAUUGAAAAUACGGUAUUUGGAUAUACUUGAAAAUCAGAUAUUAAAUAACUGAAUUAUUAAUAUAGAGAUAACACGCUGAAUUGGACAGGGGACAAAUCAAAAAUCACCAAAAUUAAUUGGAGACCAGAAUUAAAUGUUUUGCUUACCUUACGCAUUUGUCUAAUUAUUGGAUGAGGAUCUGCUUAAAAUUUGACUUCUAAUCAAAACGCCGAAGCCACACUACUGAAUUUAUUUCACAAAUUGUCCAUGUAAUUGCUAACUUUUGUUGCACACGGAAUUUAACCAAUUUUUGCUCAAACCUUGUCCAGACUUCGAACGAUGAAGACCUCCAAUGCCGUUGUAGUUGUAUUCUUCUACAGUUCACUGUUGCAAGUGGUGCAAGUCUGUUUGUCUAUGCAUCCAAAUGGCGUUUACCAGGGCUUACACGAUACGAUGACGAUAGACGAACUGAACUAUUAUUUCGGAGUGUCCGAUGCGACGGAUGCACCCGAGUACGAAGUAGUCACGUUGUCCAAUCCAGCGGAUCGACCGGAUUGCACGUUUUUUGCUUUUGGCAGAUCGGUGAAAUUGUUCUUGGAACCCAACGAUCGUUUGAUCAGUGAUAAUUUCGUGUGGAAAAUACGAGACGAUUCGGAAUCAGUAACAUACGAAGAAAAAUCACCGAGACGAUGUCAUUACAUGCACCGGAUAAGCCAUACUGGUAACGGAGAUGUGACUGCAGCGUUUAGUUAUUGUCCAGGUAGCUCCAAAAACGGUAUUGUCUUUCUACCGGACGUCACAUACGAACUGCAGUCCAUAAGUGCAGGGCUGUGUCGAUACCGGUGCGACGACGACGGUCAGAACGCGUUUAUUUUGAAACGAGCACCGACAAUCAAUCAUACGUGGACUGACGGAUUCGACGUAUUGCAAAGACCUGGCGAAAACUAUGCUUUCAUGUCACCAGACCUUUUCGUAGAAGACAUGAAAUACGACGAGGACGAAACGGCGGCAUCGGUGGCAGCGACGACGGCAAUACCCGUAUUAGAGACGGCGCUUUAUUUUGACGAACCUGCGUAUAAAACAUUUUCGGAGUACUUUAAACACGACGACGAACACCUUGCCGACAUGAUUCUCGCCUACAUCAAUGCCGUUCAAGUAUUGUACCACCAUCCAAGCUUGGGACAAAAAAUCGAAAUCGUCUUGGUUAAAUUAGAAAUGUUCAAAACACAACCUGCAGACUUGCCACAUUACAAUGGUGAGAGGAGCUUGUUGUUGGAUUCGUUUUGCGCGUUCAACAAAAAAUAUCGAAAACAAGAACAAUGGGAUAUUGGACUCUAUAUUUCGGGAUUAGACUUUUACGCAAUGGAAAAUGGACACUGGAGUGGCUCCACCAUGGGUCUGGCAACUGUAGGCGGUAUCUGUUCAGAAAAAUAUUCGUGUAUUAUCGCUGAAUUCGGAUCUACGGAUGCUCUCGGAAAACCAUAUCCGUCGGCAGGCUUUACUUCAGUAUAUAUAUUGGCGCAUGAAAUAGGCCACAGUUUAGGUAUGCAUCACGACGGCAAUACGAACAAUUGUCCAAAAGAAGGUUUUAUCAUGUCACCAUCAAGAGGGAUAACUGGAGAAUUGUUAUGGUCAGAAUGCAGUGCACAAGUUGUAAAAAAUCUCAACAAUUUCGAAUGUCUCUUCAAGCAGUCCAGUAGUCGGCAUUCGACCACGGUCCAAAAGUUGAAUCACAACAAAUUCGAAGACAAGCCUGGCCAAGCGUGGGACGCAAAAAAGCAAUGCGAACUUCUGUUAUUGGACAACGAUGCUCGGGUAAUGAGCACCGAAACGAAUUUGGACUCGUCGAGACAGCAGCCAGAAGAUAUAUGUGAAAAUUUACAAUGUGAAACGCCAAACCGACCUGGAUAUUAUUUUGCCGGGCCAGCGUUAGAAGGAACCGUGUGCGGACCCAGCUCAUGGUGCGAGGCGGGAAAAUGCGUUAAAGGCAAACCGAAAAAACCCAAAAAGAUCAUAAAAGGUGGAUGGAGUCAGUGGAAGGUGCACGAGUGUACGUCAGGGUGUAUACAUAAGUCAAAAGGUUUUAGGUCCAGGACGAGGACAUGCAACAAUCCGAAACCGAUAAACACGAACGAGGGAUGCGAAGGGCCCAGACACGAAGCCGUUCUUUGUAAAGACGACAAGACGUGUCAGAAGUCUAAAAAAAUUACUGCUGUUGAAUACGCGACAACCAAAUGCAAGGAAUUAACCUCCAUACUGCCGGUAUUGGACAAAGAGUAUUCAGGUCUGCAAGCACCUCAUGAAGACGCUCGCCCGUGGAUGGGAUGUUCAGUGUUUUGCCGGCGCAAGGAUACCGGGUCAUUCUACACGCCCAGGUUGGACGUGUCAAACUUACCAGUCGAUCCGUACUUCCCUGACGGAACUUGGUGCCACUCCGUGGACAAUAAUAACUAUUACUGUCUGAAUCACGUCUGCACGCCCGAGGACGACUUGAAACGGUCGGGUAAGAGUUCGACCGAUUUGGUCGACGACUUUCCUAUGAUCAGCCAGAACGCUCGGCCGCCGGGGCCGUAUGUCGUACCGGAAAUCCUAUUGCGGUACUUAAGCGUGGGCGCUGACGGUACACCUUUGCUGACCACCAUCACGCCUGACAUGGUAGACCGAACCGAUUACGGUGAUUGGUCGAGCGACGAUUACGUGGACAUGCCAGAUAGACCUUUGCAGGAGCGCGUGCAGUAUGCCAUUAACAUGUGAUGAGACACGCGAUUAUAUCAUCAUUAUAGACGUUCAGUUUCAAAGACAUAUACUACCAAACAGCUAUAAUAUAUUAUAUAUUGAAUAUAUUAUAUUCAUAGUACAAUAGUAAUAAUAUUUAUAAUUUAGUCAAUUAUAUUUAUAAUAGUCAUAUGGAUUGACGUGCUUGAAAAUCUUAUCCAGAACUGUAAUAUAAGUAGUGAUUAAUAAUUAUAAUAUGCACUUAACCGAUUACAUAAUUAUUUCUUGUACACGUAAUACACAUACCUACUAGGAUUUCAUUUCGGUAUACUUUUGCGGUUUUUAAAAAAAACGACUAUGAUGAAAAAUAUAUUUUAUUUCAAGUGUAAUAUUUACGAUAGUAUCAACAAUUUUUAAAAAUCACAAAAUUAGUUUGAAGAAAAUCGAUGCGAUCAAUGCGGAUAAAUGUAUCACUCCAUAUUAUGUAAGCACGUAUAUUAUAUUACUUAAUUUUUUAGUUAAGCUUAGUAUUAUUUCGUUAGAUUAAUAUUGUUUUAUGUCUUGUAAGUUGUAAAUGUACGUAUAUUUAGGUGUCAGGUAGUUUUAUAUACAUAUUUUUUUAUUCAGAUUAAUGUAUCUAACGUUAUAAAUUUAGGUAUGUGCCAUAUAAAAAAUGAAUUUAAAAAAAAUAUAUUACAGGUCUAAUAUUGGUGAGUUUUGAAGGGUCGACUGUGGUGCAAACAUUUUAAAUAUUUUUACAUAUUAUUAACAUUUUGUAUUUUUAGAUAUUUUAUUUCUGUUUUUAAUAAGCGAUUAUAAUGAUGUAAAGAUUCUAUAACUACUUAAUUAUAAUAAUAUAUUGUCUUUUAUCUCAA